AUGGAAGGGGGGUGGCCUGCUGGGGGGGGAUUCCUCCUCUACCUCACUGUCAACCUUCUGCUUCCAGGAAAAGGUGACACUUUCACCAUCAAUUGCUCAGGCUUUGACCAGCAUGGGGUGGAUCCUGCUGCCUUCCAAGCAGUGUUUGACAGAAAGGCCUUCCGUCCAGUCGUCAACGACAGCAUCCCCACUCGUGUCAACAUCUCCUUCACCCUGUCUGCCAUCCUGGAAGUGAAUGCACAGCUCCAGCUUCUGACGUCAUUCCUGUGGAUGAAUUUGAUGUGGGACAAUGCCUUCAUCAGCUGGAACCCAGAAGAGUGUGCCAGCAUCAAUAAACUCACUGUAUCAGCUGAAAACCUGUGGCUCCCAGACAUCUUCAUUGUGGAAUCCAUGGAUGUGGAUCGAGCACCUCCAGGUCUCACUGUAUUCGUCAGCAGUGAAGGUCAAAUGACCUACGACCGGCCAGUGCGGGUGACCAGCAUCUGUAAUCUAGACAUCUUCUACUUCCCUUUCGACCAACAGAACUGCACCUUCACCUUCAGCUCCUUCCUCUAUACAGUGGACAGCAUGCUACUGGGCAUGGACAAGGAAGUGUGGGAGAUAACAGAUACAUCUCGCAACCUCAUCCAGACCCAGGGAGAGUGGGAGCUCCUGGGCAUCAACAAAGCCACCCCAAAGAUGUUGGUGGGCAGCAACCUAUAUGACCAGAUCAUGUUCUAUGUGGCCAUCAGGCGCAGGCCCAGCCUCUACAUCAUAAACCUUCUGGUGCCCAGUGGCUUUCUGGUUGCCAUUGAUGCCCUCAGCUUCUACCUGCCGGCAGAAAGUGAGACUCGUGCCCCAUUCAAGAUAACACUUCUGCUGGGCUACAACGUCUUCCUGCUCAUGAUGAAUGACUUACUCCCUGCAACUGGCACCCCUCUCAUCAGUGUCUACUUUGCCCUGUGUCUGUCCCUGAUGGUGAUCAGCCUGCUAGAAACCAUCUUCAUCAUCCACUUGUCGCACAUGGCUACCACACAGCCCCCACCUAUGCCUUGGUGGCUCCACUCUCUGCUCCUCAACUGUGCAAGUCCAAGGAAGUGCUGCACCACUGCACCUGGGAAGGGAAAUAAGGGCUUCGGCCUCACCCUCACCCACCUGCACGGUAUGAAGAAGCCCGUGGAGUUAGUGGAGAAGGUGCCAGGUACCAGAGGGACAGGGUUAAAUGGGUGUCCUGGGUCAACAAGGGUUCAACAGGAAGAUGAGGCUCAGAAGCAGCACUUGGUCGACCUGUGGGUGCAGUUCAGCCACAUGAUGGACACCCUGCUCUUCCGCCUCUACCUGCUCUUCACGGCCACCUCCAUCAUCACAGUCAUCGUCCUCUGGAACACCUAGGCAGGCAUGCAUUUCCACUUGUCCCUGCAAACCACAGCCUGGAGUUUCUCUUGGUCUUAGAGCCAGCCAGUCCUGGGCCCCAUUCCUGAUCUUAGCCACUUAACCCCAGUGACUACCAUGUCCCCAUCUAUACUCCCCAAACUCCAACACAACUGUACCAAGCAGGUUCAGAAUAGCCCCAAACAAUUUCCUGAUUUCUCAUAUGUCAUUCCUACACACUUUAAGAGUUCCUUAGCCACACAUAACUUCUGACUCUCUUAUCAAUGGAGCUGAGGGUCAGCAGAGUCUCUCUUUGAUUGAUUGUCCCCCAAACAUAACUUUUCAGGAAGAACUGGCUCCUCAGUACAUUUCUAAUAGGUCCACAAACACUGGGACGUAGACUAUCAAGUCUUGCAGAGGACUUGAUAGUUCACUUAA
Molecule: messenger RNA, 1788 nt
Organism: Acinonyx jubatus (cheetah)
Lineage: Eukaryota; Metazoa; Chordata; Mammalia; Carnivora; Felidae
Product: 5-hydroxytryptamine receptor 3C
Exons: 9
Coding region: 1-1371 (456 amino acids)
Biological process (GO): nervous system process; monoatomic ion transmembrane transport; signal transduction
Cellular component (GO): membrane; neuron projection; synapse
Molecular function (GO): transmembrane signaling receptor activity; neurotransmitter receptor activity; extracellular ligand-gated monoatomic ion channel activity
Source: RefSeq, a predicted model, not a curated record